This is a messenger RNA of Macrosteles quadrilineatus (aster leafhopper), 2326 nucleotides long. Its product is annotated as glucose dehydrogenase [FAD, quinone]-like. Lineage: Eukaryota; Metazoa; Arthropoda; Insecta; Hemiptera; Cicadellidae. The coding region runs from base 43 to 2001 and encodes 652 amino acids. Gene Ontology annotation, molecular function: ecdysone oxidase activity; flavin adenine dinucleotide binding. The transcript is spliced from 2 exons. The record is from RefSeq and is a predicted model, not a curated record.
GGCCUCAGUAAAAUAAGUGAUAGUAGUUCAGUGACUGGCGCUAUGGUUGGAUCGAGGCUUGUAGGACUAGUUCUAGCAGUCAGUUUUCUGAACUCUCAAGACACUGCAGCAGAGCCAGAGGUAAACUAUAUUCCUAAUGAGUCUGUCUGUUGUAAUGAAAAUUCAUGCAAGAGGUCGUUUGACAAAAACUACGGAGCUAUGGAACCAUUCUUGACCAGCCUUCAUUCGAGUAUACAUAAAGCAGAGUUAGAAUUAGCCAACCCCAAUGACUACCCGCCACACUACAAUGUGGGACAUGAGGAACAGUUUGAUUUUAUAGUGGUAGGGGCGGGUUCAGCCGGAUCUGUAGUGGCAAGUAGGCUGUCAGAGGUGGGUGACUGGAGAGUGCUACUAGUAGAGGCUGGUGGAGACCCUCCUGUGACGUCAGAGAUUCCAUCGCUAGCUGCGUUUCUACAUGAUACUGAAGUCGACUGGCAGUACAAAACAGAUGCUGACGAGGAAAACUGUCUAGGAAUGGUAGGGAACCAAUGUAAGUGGCCAAGAGGAAAGGUUUUAGGUGGAUCGAGUACUAUAAAUUACAUGAUGCAUACACGAGGACAUCCGAAAGACUUUGACAGUUGGGCAGCUGCGGGAAACAAAGGGUGGAGCUACGAAGAGGUCUUGCCGUACUUCAAGAAAUCAGAAAACUUGGACGAUCCUUUGAUUUGGGCAACGGAGGACGCUAAAAUAUUCCAUAAUAGUGAUGGUUUGCUGACGGUUGGCUCAUGGGCUGAGAAUGAAAUGAAAGAAGCUAUAGAAGUUGUUGCAGAAGGUCUAGCAGAUAUCGGAUACCCAUUCAAUGCAGAUCUCAAUGGAAAAAAUCAUUCUGGAUUUACAAAAAUGUCAGGAGCCAUAAGAGAUCAAAGAAGAUGCUCUUCUGCAAAAUCUUUUCUAACACCUGCCAAAAAUAGGAGAAACCUAUUUCUUUCCAAAAACUCACUUGUUACCAAGAUAUUAAUGGAUAUUCAACACAACAAGGUUUAUGGAAUACACCUUAUGAACAAAGAAGGUAAGAUUAUUGAAGUAAAAGUGAAAAAAGAAAUCAUUGUAUCAGCUGGAGCUAUCAAUUCACCACAACUUCUCAUGCUCUCAGGUAUAGGGCCCGAGCGGCACUUACAAGAAUUAGGAAUUCCAGUAAUAAAGAAUUUACCAGUUGGAGAGAAUCUUCAAGACCACAGCUUAAUGGCCACUAUAGCUUUGACGUUGAAUUUAAGCAUUACGUUUUCUCCAUUUAACGAUCAAGACACAUUCAACUUUCUUUUUAAAAAACCGGGCAGUCUAUCUAGUGCGGGCCUCCCAUACGCAGCCUUCAUAAAUAUAGACGCAGACGAUUACCCUAACAUGGAGCUACUUCAAAGCUACAACCCCAAAAAUAACACAAACUCUGUUAAGCUAAUGUUACAAAAAUCGUUCAACUUCAAAGAUGAAUUAUUGGCCGAUUUUAUAAAUAUCAACAAAAUGGACUAUACAAUCAUUUUACUUGCCUCGAUGCUGAGACCGUACAGUAGAGGAAGAAUUUUGUUGAAAAGUGACCAGCCAAAUACCUACCCUCAGAUUAUUGCAGGGACAUUUACUGAUCAGCGUGAUGUUGAAACGUAUCUUAAGGUUUAUGAUUUUAUUUCAAGGCUAGUUGAUACUCAAGCUAUGAGGAAUGUUGGGGCAAAGUUCCACGAAAUCAAGGUCCCAGGGUGUAGUCAACAUGAGUUUGCUUCUCGUGCGUACAGGGAAUGUGCUAUGAGACAUCUCACAGGGACUACCUACCACUACAGUGGGACUUGCAAGAUGGGUCCUGCCAGGGACUCCUCAGCAGUAGUGGACCCUACUCUCAGGGUACAUGGUGUAGAAGGCCUCAGAGUCGCUGAUGCUUCAGUCAUGCCUACCGUCGUCUCUGGCCAUCCCAACGCCGCCAUCGUCAUGAUUGGUGAGAAAGUGGCAGACCUGAUUAAAGGGGAUUGGUCAUGAUACUAACAUAAAAGUAUUUUAGAAGUAGAAUUUUGAUUUAGAAAUAGAUUUGUAUACUUAUAACUCUCAAAGAGCGAAAUCGGUUGACUUAGAUUGGUUUUUAAUGUACUAGUGAACUUGCAUUAUAAUAAUUUGCUCCAAGUACAAAUAUGUUUUAAUAUUUGUUAACAUACGUUGUGUAUAUAAUAACACUCUGCAUUUUUCAUAAUCAUGUGUAUACAUAAUUUGUAAUUAAAGACACUUUUUUCAUAAGCAUUUAAUGUUCAUUUAGCCAUUUACUAGUAAUACUCACAGCUGGUUUAAAAUACGAAUGUUUAUUAGGACU